CUCACCUCAAGUUUCAUCUCAGCCAUUCGGUUUCUUGGGAUUACUCUCGCUCUUGUCACUCUUUACUAUCAGCCCUUAUAACAUAAAGUCAUCCAUUCAAACGAAAUGUCUUACAACGCUCCUGCUACUGCUCGCGCCGCUGUGUGGAGCCUGAAGUCCUCCAACCCUGAUCUCCCCGCGGAGUCGGCCAUCUUGCCUGAUGAUGGCAGUAAUGGGACCGAGUCUGUCUUUGAGAAUGACAAUCGCCGUCUCGUUGACAUCAAGGACUUUGCUGAUGGCGGCAAAUUCCGAUCUAUCGUCAAGAUCCAAGCUUGCUUCAACAAGCGACCAGGUGAAAGUGUUUGGAUGAUGGGUUCCGGCUGGCUAAUCAGCCCGGAUACCGUUGUUACAGCCGGACAUGUGGUCUACGAUUGGGGUCACCGCCUUCAGAGUGCUACCGAGAUCAAGUGCUACAUUGGGUACUCUGGUCGUGCUUCCGUCAGCACUCCCGUUGUCCAAGCUCGCUUUGGAGAGCGGAUAAUAACUACGGCUAAAUGGGUUGAGGCUCCUGGAAACAGAGCCAACGAUGUCGCAUUCAUCAAGGUUAAUCGACCUUUCACGGGCAACCUCAGGAACAUCCCUUUUAAGGAAACUCCUCUUUCUUCAAAUGGGGUCACCUUGGGUGUUGUUGGAUAUCCUGGAGACAAGUACCUUGAGGGCCAGAACGGACAGAAUAUAGAAAAGGGUGCCCGGAUGUACGAGGAGUUCGCGCCCACUAGCUAUGAUAUUGGGAAGAGCGAGCGCCACAUGGUUGAGUACGGAGUCUCGACCUUUGCAGGUCAAUCCGGCGCUCCAAUCCUCCAGGCCACCAACAACUCUUUGGUGGCCAUUGGCACCCACUGCUAUGGUGGCGGCGGCGACGAAAGCAAUUCUGGCAACUCUAUUGGCGGCAUUUAUGGAAACAACUACCACGCCUUUCUCGCGCUUUUCGAUAGCAGCCAAUUCCCCGACUCUCAGCGCUCUGGCAUCAAGGUGAUCGAUGCCGAUACCAACUCUCAUGCCGCGGUCUCGCCCUUGGGGGAGAUCAAGUACAGCUCGGGCGCAAGUCUUCAGGAAAGCUCAGAUGAGGAAGGCUUCUUCGAUAUCAUCAAGUCAAUUGCGAAGGUCGCGGGACCUGUCGUAUCAGGUGUCACUCCCUUCCUUGGGCCUAUUGGCGGUCCCAUCGGUGCGAUAGCCGGUGGCAUCCUCUCGACUGUAGGCGGAGCUGAGAGUGCCCUCGUUGAUGGAAAUACAUCAAACGCAGUCGACAAUUCCAUCAACUCGGGGGCUACCGAGAGAGCAAUACUUGCCGAGGCUUCUCUUCAAGCACUUUUGGAGCUAGAAGACUCCCAAGAGACAGCCGAGGUUCUUAGCAGAAUCAACUCCAAGUAUAACGCAUUCAGACCCAAGCUGGAUGCAAUUGCGAAAGUUUCUCAGCCCUACCUCACUGAGGCUGGACUUUAUUUGGCUCAUCGCCAAAUCGCACAGUUACAGGAGAAGGGUAUGUUGGGAACACAAGAGUCCGAAAUUGAGCUCCCUCGCGUUCCUUUGCAAGGAGUCAACCGAUCGACCUUGUCUCGCUACGAGGGUCAGCAAGAAGCUUUUGUCCAGGGCCUCUUGGCGCCCACGCGGCCAGUUUCGAACGAAGAAGGGUUUUUGGACUUCCUUGGACCCGUGCUAUCCAAGGGAAUCAGCUUCGCCAAACCAUUCAUUGCAAGCGCAGCCCAGGGAGCACUUGGAGGCGUUCUCAAUCGUCUUGGUGGUGGCGCAGAGUCUUCUUUCGACGCACCCCCAGGUACUCAUGAGCAUGCCACCCUUCUUGCUUUCAAGCGCGCCGCCGCAGCGGAGGCUGCUUUGCAGACUCUCAUGGAACUACCUAAGCACAAGCUUGACCGUCUCUACGUCAGCAGUCCUCGAGCUGACGAGGAAAGCAUCUUUGACGUCAUCAAGGCCGGCGUUCAGAAGAUUGCUCCAGCUGUCAUCGACAUCGCCAAGACGGCUGUGCGUAAGGUCGUGCCUGUCAUUGUUGACGCUGCAUCGCAGAGGAUCAAAGACGCUGUGGAGCCAGAGAGAAGUUCGGCUACCCAGAACAACCCAGGCUCAUACGGCCUCAACCCAGCGUCUCAAACGAAUGUCAUUCGAACCAAGCCGUCCGUGAGGGACAUGUUUGUGCAGGCCUCCAAGGGCACGAAGGUGAGCGAGAACCCAGAUGACUUGGAGCCCAAAGAGGAAUACAUCCUGAACACUAUCCUCGAGGACAUACUGAAGUCGCGUGAGACCACUUGGGUGCCCUCGCUUCACAAGCGAAAGUCCUGGGACUCAAACGAUGACGGUUUAUGCAUGAUGGAUGAGGAGCCGCUCUAA
This is a messenger RNA of Colletotrichum navitas, 2382 nucleotides long. Its product is annotated as ATP synthase F1. Gene Ontology annotation, biological process: proteolysis. The coding region runs from base 106 to 2382 and encodes 758 amino acids. The transcript has 4 exons. Lineage: Eukaryota; Fungi; Ascomycota; Sordariomycetes; Glomerellales; Glomerellaceae. The record is from RefSeq and is a predicted model, not a curated record. Gene Ontology annotation, molecular function: serine-type peptidase activity.